AUGCUGAAGGCCCAGCAGGUCGAUGUUUCUUUCCCCGGCCUCAGUAUGCCGAGCUUGCAACAGAACCAGCUGCCCGAGAACUACCAGCCCUCGCCAGAGGCCUUCGCCACUUCCUUCGGCCAGCUGCUUGAGGCGGUCAAAGCGCCGCGAGUCGCUGUGCUAAGCCUUCCCCCUUUGGGCGAGGCGGCAUCCGGAAAGGCGGCCGAGAUCAUCGCUUCGUACAACAGGCGGAUCCAAGACGCAGUGAAGAGGGACCCACGCGCACGGUACGUGCCCUUUGCAGAGCACCUCGAGGGCGUCAGCGGAGAAGGUUUCGACGCGUCGUCGGCCGCCUUCUCGCUGACCAUUGCGCAAAUGUAUCUCCACACUGGGCUGCGCUGGCUGCCCGGUGGCCCUAGCUUUGACGAGCUGGCGGGGCGCUGCGGCCGCCAGGUGGUGCACGACAAGAUCCAUCUAACAGAGAAGAGUACCGAAACUCUGCUGGAUCUGGUGGUGGAAGCCUUGGGCAGGGAUGGGCUGCGCCCGUGA
Molecule: messenger RNA, 528 nt
Organism: Symbiodinium natans
Lineage: Eukaryota; Dinophyceae; Suessiales; Symbiodiniaceae
Source: the annotation of a GenBank genome assembly